This is a messenger RNA of Myxocyprinus asiaticus (Chinese sucker), 8250 nucleotides long. RefSeq names its product histone-lysine N-methyltransferase NSD3-like. The record is from RefSeq and is a predicted model, not a curated record. Gene Ontology annotation, cellular component: chromatin; nucleus. Lineage: Eukaryota; Metazoa; Chordata; Actinopteri; Cypriniformes; Catostomidae. Gene Ontology annotation, molecular function: histone H3K36 methyltransferase activity; protein binding. Gene Ontology annotation, biological process: regulation of DNA-templated transcription. The transcript has 24 exons. Bases 438 to 5150 code for a protein of 1570 amino acids.
CUACGCGUCCCAACAUGCCCCUGACAUCAUGCAGCACAGCCAAUGGAGGAUAUUUUAUUUGGCGCUGAGACACAGGCCUUAAGCAGAAGAGGCUUUUGUUACAGCUAGAGGGAGGGAGACGGGUACAAUAAAAUAUAUGGGAACCAAAUUUCCCUAGGUCUGCAGGAGCAUCCCGGAGAGAGAGAAAAAAAACGGGGCCUCUCCAGAUUUUACAGCCACGAAUCAUAUCAUGGGGAUCGAUAUACGACUGAUAUAGCCCCAGUUUUUCCACACAACGGAUGAGAUCUAAGAAACGUGGAUACAUAAGUCUUUGUGUGUUCUUGUAUUUAUGAUAACUGCACGAGGAAUCUAAUUUAUUUGGUGUAUUUUUUAGAAUGGAACACGCUGAAGCAGGCCCUGUAAGAAAAAGGGAAACUUAAGGAUGCUGGAGCAGAACAAUGGAUUUCUCUUUCUCUUUCAUGCAAGGGAUCAUGGGAAACACAAUUCAGCAACCCCCUCAGCUUAUUGACUCCGCCAACAUCAGACAGGACGAUGUCUAUGAAGCCAUUAGUGACCCAGGAGAUGAUGGAGGACAGCAAAACUAUGACUCUCCCUUGGAGUCAGGCUUUUCCUACCCUGCUGAAGACCUCCCAGUUAUUACAAAUGGUUACCCGGCAGGCUUAAGUACUUAUGAGCAACAGGCUAAGUUCGCCUUGUACUCUCAGUUCCCCAAUGGCUCAGCUAAUGGAUAUGGGGCCAUCCGAAACUAUGGGGAUCAUGGUUUGCUGCUUGGUGAGGGUACAGUAUUGAGACCACCGGUGGUCCAGGAGAAGCCUCCGACCCAUAUCCCACCUCCAACACAUGCCCACCAUCACCACCAGCCCCAUCAUCCUCAUCAUCACCACCCUCAGCAACACCAUCCUCACAACCCACCGCUGUUACCUCACCACAAUCACCCAACUCCUACUUCCCAAAUUAUGCCUCCAGUCUUACCACCACCUCCUCCCUUGCUCCUGCCUUCCUCUCCACCUCUCCUGUCACCUCAAGACAGCACCAUCUCAAACCCUAUCACACAAGCCACCACCACUCCAAAAAAGACCAGCUCCCCUGAGAUUAAGAUAAAGAUCAUUAAGACAUACCAGAACGGCAGGGAACUGUUUGAGUCCUCGCUCUGUGGGGACCUGCUGCAAGAAGUUCAGGCUGGUGAGGCUUCCAGAAAAAGACAUGAGCAGAAAAAGGAGAAGAGGAAAAGGAGAAGCAGCAGACAUAGUGUUAUUCAAGAACAGGAGAGCCAGCAGCCAUUCAAAGGUGUGGAGGAAAGGUCAGGGAUUGUCCACAGCUCUGCACAGCCCAGUGAAGGUCAUGUUGCAUUCAGAGAAGAACAACCUACUACAACCCUCAAAAGCCCCAAAGCAGAACCCAAGGAACAGCGAAAUGAAAAGCACUGUCCUUCGGUCAUCACUAGCACUGGCUCUUGUCAAGAGUAUGAGAUUGGUGACCUGGUGUGGGCUAAGGUCGGAACUUAUCCUUGGUGGCCUUGCAUGGUAUCAUCAGACCCUCAGUCAAAUGUUCAUACACGCCUCAAUACAAGAGGUAACAGAGAAUACCAUGUGCAAUUCUUUGGGAGUGUUCCUGAGAGGGCCUGGAUCCAUGAGAAAAGAACCAGGGUGUACCAGGGUGAGAGCCAGUUUGAGGAGUUGCAAGCUGAGACGCUCCGGAAGACAACCAACCCAACAGAGAAACAAAAGCUACUUAAGCCUCAGUCUCAAAAGGAGCGUGCCCAGUGGGAAGUCGGCGUGGGCCAUGCAGAGGCGGCCUUGCUGAUGUCUCGAGAGGAACGCAAUGAGAACUACACCUUCAUCUACAUCGACAAGGAACCCAGUGCUGCUGCUGCUGCUGCUGCUGCCACUGCCGACACAGUGGCCUCACCAAGAGCAGCAUUCAAAAACCACCCCGAACGCAAGCAGAGACGUUCCAAAAGCAGUGCCAGAGCAAAAGAGGAGCUUCCACCCCGUCGGCAACAGCCGCGGAGACAGUGCAGCAUCAAUAGUGGUGGGGAACCACCAUCUCCAGAUGAGGAAGAGGACGAUAUUGACCAUUGUCGCAAAAAACAACCCCAGAGCUCCCCAGAACCAGAACCCCUACCCCAGCAAUCCUCCCCACCUCCAAUCAGGACACCCUGGAAAACCGCCGCAGCUCGCAAGCUCCUCCCACUCUCCAUUACUAUGAAGAAACUCAAUGUGGAGAUCAUCAAGUGCGACUGGCAGCUCCCAAAGGAAAAGGUGGACCUGCCUAAGAAGGUAGAAAUUGAGGAGAGGCCUGGUGAUCGGGUUCAGUCACCAGAGGGCUCCAGUGAUAAAGCUGAGGCAGAGACAUGCUCCAGUGAAGAGGAACGAGGUGCAUCUCCCUCAGGCUGGAGUGACCAGGAGAGUGCCGAGUAUGCAUCAUCAAAAGAGCAGUCCUCAGAGCCUCUAGAGAGAAAACAGCAGCGUAGAUCUGUGCGAAGCCGUUCCGAGUCUGAGAAAAGUGUGGAACCAGUGCCAAAAAAGAAAGUGAAGAAAGAACAGUUUAACAUGCAGAGACAGCAACAAGCGGACACGGCACCUCAAAUGGAUUUCAAAACAGGGUCGCAAAAAGGAGCCAGUGAGAUCUCAGACUCAUGUAAACCACUAAAGAAACGCAGCAGAGCAUCUACCGAUGUUGAGAUGGCCUGUUCCCUGUACAGAGACACAUCUGACUCAGACUCCAGAGGCCUCAAUGACCCACAGACCGGAUUCGGGAAGCAUUUGGAUAGUCCUGCUACAUUAGAUGCUGAUGGAUCUGAUGCCCAGUCAGUGGACUCCAGCCUAUCCCGUCAGGGAGGAAGUUCCUCAAAGAAGGACACAGUCUGUCAUGUCUGUGAAACCUUCGGGGAUUCAUUGGUGAGCUGUGAAGGGGAGUGUAACAGGCUGUUUCAUCCAGAGUGUAUGGGAUCCAGCAGUGGGAAAGAGGGAGAACUUAUGUGUAAGGAGUGUAAGACAGGUUCCCACCCUUGCUUCUCCUGCAAGGUCACAGAAGGUGAUGUGAAGCGCUGCUCUGUGAAUGGUUGUGGCCGCUACUACCAUGAUACCUGUGCCCGCAAGCAGCCUGGCACCACCACAGAUGCUGGAGGCCUCCGCUGCCCCCAGCACAGUUGUGCCACAUGUUGUCUCGACAAAGACCUUGUCAAAGCUACCAAAGGUCGCAUGAUGCGUUGUAUUCGGUGUCCGGUGGCGUUUCAUACAGGAGACAGCUGUGUGGCGGCUGGCAGUGUGUUGAUAACACCUCACAUCAUCAUAUGUAGCAACCACUCCAGUUCCAGGAAGAACGGACACUUCUCCUCACCUGUGAACGUAGGCUGGUGUUUCAUCUGCGCUCGAGGGCUUUUAGUGCACGACCAUACUGACACCAUAUUAAGUUCAUAUACCUUUAAGUCGCACUACCUUCUGACUGAGUCAAAUCGUGCUGAGUUGAUGAAAUUACCUAUGAUUCCUUCUUCUUCGUCAGCUACCAAAAAGAAUAUUGGGAAAGGAGGAAGACUGUUGUGUUGCGAGGCCUGCCCCGCCUCGUUCCACCCCGAGUGUUUGAACAUGGAGAUGCCGGAGGGGACGUGGCUGUGUGGGGAAUGCAGAUCAGGCAAGAAACCCCAUUAUAAGCAGAUAGUCUGGGUCAAGCUGGGCAACUACAGAUGGUGGCCUGCUGAGAUAUGCAACCCUCGCCUGGUUCCCUCCAACAUCCAGAGCCUAAAGCAUGACAUUGGCGACUUUCCAGUCUUUUUCUUUGGAUCCCACGACUAUUACUGGAUUAACCAGGGAAGAGUUUUUCCAUAUGUUGAGAGUGAUAAGAACUUUGCAGAGGGGCAAGUUGGCAUCAAUAAGACCUUCAAGAAAGCACUUGAGGAGGCAGCAAAACGGUUCCAAGAGCUAAAAGCGCAGCGAGAAACCAAGGAGGCCCUCAAACAGGAACGCAACUCUCGCAGACCCCCACCAUACAAACUUAUCAAGUCCAAUAAGCCAGUUGGAAAGGUGCAGGUGCAUGUCGCUGACCUCUCGGAGAUCCCGCGCUGCAACUGCAAACCCACAGAUGAGCGUCCAUGCAGCCAGGACUCUCAGUGCUUGAACCGCAUGCUGCAGUACGAGUGCCACCCACAGGUCUGUCCUGCAGGUGACCGCUGCCACAACCAGUGCUUCUCCAAACGCCUCUACCCUGACACUGAAGUCAUAAAGACCAAUGGCCGAGGAUGGGGUCUAAAGACAAAGCAGGACCUCAAGAAGGGUGAUUUUGUCAUGGAGUAUGUUGGCGAACUGAUCGACUCGGAGGAAUGCAAGCAACGAAUAAGACACGCCAAUGAGAACCAUGUGACCAACUUUUACAUGCUGACCCUCACUAAGGAUCGUGUGAUAGAUGCAGGACCCAAAGGGAACUUAUCACGUUUUAUGAACCACAGCUGCAGUCCAAACUGUGAGACUCAGAAGUGGACUGUGAACGGGGACGUGAGAAUUGGGCUUUUCACUUUAUGUGAUAACACUGCUGGCACAGAACUGACCUUUAAUUAUAACUUGGACUGUCUGGGUAAUGGGAGGACAUCGUGCCAUUGUGGAGCAGAAAACUGCAGUGGUUUUCUUGGAGUUAAGCCCAAGAGUGCUGUGGUUAUGGAGAGGGAGGAGAAGGUGCGCAAUGCUAAACUUAAGCCUAAGAAGCGCAAACUGAAGACGGAGAGCAAACAGACCCAUGAAUAUUUCUGCUACUGCUGUGGAGAGGGAGGAGAGAUGGUUAUAUGUGACAGAAAGGAUUGCCCAAAGGCCUACCAUCUCCUCUGCCUCAACCUGACUAAACCUCCAUCUGGGCGAUGGGAAUGCCCCUGGCACCAGUGCAGCGUGUGCCAGCGUGCUGCCAUCUUGUUCUGCCACUUCUGCCCUGCCUCGUUCUGCCGAGAGCACGAGAGAGGACAGCUGACAGUGUCUGCCCUAGAUAACCGACCCUGCUGCUCAAACCAUGAUCCCCAGAAACCCUUAGGGCCCCAGGUUAACCCUAGACAAGUCACUAUAAAGAAGGAACCACUCGAACUGAAGGAAGCUGCAGAGGAAGAACAUGGUGAAGGGGAGGAUGAAGAAGAGGAUGGGGGAGAAAGAGGGACUGGGCCAAAGCACUGAGGAGAAAUGAGGGACUUCAAAUGAGGAGCUUCAACAAAACAAAGCUCAAAUGACAACAAACAAGAGUGAACCUUAGAGUAGCCACACACAGCUAGAUGAUUCUCUUUUCAGUUCAAACAAAGUGAACUUGAAAAACUGGGGUUGUUAUCAAUUCCAAAUAUACAGCAGCUGGUAUAAUUUUUUUUACAUCAAUUAACAGCCUCACAUCAAAUACAUAAGGAGUGCUUGUAUAACAAUGUAAGCAAUUCAUCUCUGGUUUUAUAAACAACUUUCACAACUAAUUGUCACUUUAAUAUUUUUCAGACGUGCUCCGUUUCAGCAAAAACCUCUCUGUUAAAACAAUGCCUUUCAAUGGCAAACUCAGUUUCCAUAUCUAUGGUACUUCAACACUCUAUAAACACUUUAAACCAAGAACUUUAUUUAUGUACCUCAUGUAAAUAGCAAAGACUGUUGUAAAACGUGUAGGGUGAAAUAGUUUGCCCCUCACCGGUAGGAUUUCACUACAUGAGCCUGUCGUGAUAACAUCUAAAAAAACGAGGCUCAUUCAAGUAAGGUUUGUUCAACUGCCGCCCCAUUCCAGUGAGUUUGUGAUUUGUAAGAUAUAAUCAUUAAUAUAUUUAUGUCGAUGUUUACAUCCAUUCACAAUGUACAGUAUUAUACAUCUGUAUUAGUCAAUUUGAUAUCACUAAUCGUAAUGUUGUAUAUGUGCCCUUUUUGUCAGCAAAAUUACAUUAUUGCUUGGCCAGUACUGUAUCGCGGUCAUCUUUUGGUCCACUCAGUUCUCUGUCAUUUCAGAGUAACGAGUUAAUCUAGUCACCGGCAAAGAACAGUACUGAUGUCUACAAUCGGUAACGUUUGAUGGUGUAGUGGUAAGCAGCUGUUGUUCAUUCGGCCACACAUACUCCAACACUGCCAUGUCUCUCUUAAAUCAAAUAUUUACCAUUGUGAGUAUUGAACAGAUGCCAGUGUGUCAUAUCAAUUACAAAGAACCCAUUUCAUGUUUCAAAGCUAUGCUAGUUGUAAGACUGUGAUUUUUUUUUUCUUUCUUUCGUGCCAUUUACAUUUGUGUUUCCAACAUACAAGUGUAAAUAUAAUGAAACUUACAGUUAUUUGAUAUGCGAUAAAGUUGCAAUUGUAUUCAUGCCUUUCAAAUCAUCGUAUUUCAUGCAUAGGAUUUAUUGUUGUACAAUAGAGAUGAAUUUCAAGGGUAUCAAACUGUAUCUUAACCACACACUUUCAUUUAUCAUUUUCAACAUGCUUGAUGUUUAGCAUCUUGUAUUAUGUUUCGUUGUAAUGACAUACGCUACUGUGCUAAAAGAUAACUGUCAUCGUAGUCGGACGUAGGGAGGGCUGUAUGAUUUGCGACAGAGUGUAGCAUAAUCCUCUAUGACUUCUACUUGAUGUGAAUCUACUUAAUAGCAUUGAUCUUGGAGAAACUUCCAUGUCUUUAUGUUAAGGUGUCUUGGGAUCUCCUAAAGUGGAGUAGCUACCAUGCUGUAAAGUUAAUGAACUGUUACUCUCUUGUUACUGGUGGCUGUGCAGUCAUUCUGGUGUUGCUGUGCCACAGUUUGGAAGAAUUGAUCUUGAUGGCUUCAACACAUGGGUUCUGGACUUACCCAUUAGUCAUAAUAUACAUAUAGAUCACAGACAAGUAUUAUAUGUGAUGGCACCACCAAGUAUGUUUGUCACUUUAUGGAAAGGAGGGAAAACGCUGCAAGUUUCAGUUUACUUGAAUUGUUCCCAUUUUGCCUUUUUAUGUUAAUUUUCUGUAUUUAUUUUUCUUUGUCUCAAAAUGGAGUGUUAUAGGUGGAUACGUAAAACGCUUUGAAUUUGUACUGGACACUUACACCUGACAGUAAAUGUAAGGAAUUCUGACAUUUGAAGAUGCGACUGCCAAACUGAGAUUUAUAUAUUUCUGGAAAUACUGUUUGCUCUUACUUGCAUCUGCAUUUUUUGUGUUUGUGUGUUCUGAAACAUGGAAGGCAAUACAGGUAUCCGUUUCUUUAUGUUUCUCUCAUUGUGAUAUUUUUAUAGUGUACAUUUAUUUUUAUAUAGGUUUACUUUUAUUUUUAGAUACCAUAGGCACUUUUUUGUUCCUAAAAUACCAAUAUAUUCCCUUAUGUUUAUAAUGAAAAAUAUCAAGAAAAUGCAGGUUGGCAAGAUGCAAAGCACACACUUUUUUUUUUUUUGCCUGAUUACAGUUGGUACUAGAAGUUACUACUAUGUCUUGGUUUAUCUGAUACAGAAAUUUCCAGUGACAUUUUGGAACGACAAACAAAUGGCUGGUUUGACUUUGAACCCUCAGAACAUGGCUAUUAAAGAAAUUGCAUUUACUUCAUUUGUUUUAUGCAGUGGCUCAGUCACUGAUUUGACUAAUUGAUUUGUUGCUAUAUCUAUUUUGCUGCAUCAAAUGUUAAUGAUUCCAGUGUUUGGUGUCUGUGCACUGUACUUUGUACAUUUGUAUGUGUAUUUGAAAGUGUCAUUAUCAUUUUGAGCUCUCCAGGCAUGUUCUUUGUGUUGCUUAACUACAUUUACUAAAGGUGGUGUCCUGCCAGCUUACACUAUUUGAUUUUAUGUACUGUUUUCACAUUCUUUUUAAAUAGACUGUUUACUAAUUCUUGCUACUGAGUUUAUGUAAAGAUUAAUGUGUUAAUGUAAUAUUUUCACCAUGCGCACUGAAUCAAAUUACACACUCCAACUGAAUAAAACGUAUCCUAAACGAUUUGGCUUGGGUAGAAUGUAUGUACUCUUAGUUUUACAACGAUGUUCUCAUGAAUAGGGUUUUAUUCGGUUAUGUCAUGUAGCCUAUGACAUUGCAUUGUGUAAGAGAAUGAUGCUUGAGCAAUUGUACAUAGCUGCAAAAGAAAAAAACAAACAAAAAAAGCUCAAUUGUCAUAUUGUGGUGUCAUAUGAAUGCUUGUAAUAUUGCUUCUGAAUGUUUGUGAACGUAGAAACAUUUUGUACAUUUAUUGUAUUUUAUUUGACCAGCUUUUAGAACGUAUUUCUCCAGAAUUCACAAUUAAUUCUGAGAGUACUCUAAGCGACAUUCCACAGAGUUAAACGUUUUCAGACUUGCCUGGUUUGACUUCAAUAAACUGAA